UCAAACUAGAGAGAACAUUCAAAAGCUUUACCUCGUUUUUACUGUUCAAAAGUAUACGUUUUGGAAAGUAGCUUUAAGCGUCUACAACACAGUGCAGAUGAGAAAUAGAAUGUAAAAAAAAAUUACCAAUAUGUCUCUGCAUUGCGAGAAGUCAACAUAUGGCCUGACUGGAUUCAUAUUCCUUCUGACAAUUUGUAUCAAAGGUACAACAGGACGGCAAGACAUUACACCCGGUGUGACGACAACUCUAGAGCCUUAUAUAACAGCAAGUGCUCUUUCUUGCCCGGUCAUCAUACUUGCUCCAGAAAUCCUUUACGCAGAUUAUGGGAAGAAAGUUCAAUUUCAAGGGUCAGUUGAAGCCAAAUUGGAAUACCCCACUGAUGGACGUUGGCAAAAAAUAAGUAACGGUGUUGUACUGAAAAGUAUUGACACUAAUACAGCCAAAUAUCGAAAUACAACUACGUUGCCUCCAAUUCAACUUGUGAUAAACAAUGCAGACUUCGAUGACAUAGGAGAGUACCGUCUACAAGUCAGAAUUUCUAACGGCUGGUGUUCAAGCACUACGCUCCAACUUCAGCAUAUAUACGGAGUUCUAGGGUACAAUGAGAGCUGCAAUCAUACUAGAGAAUGUGAUGAAAGAAAACUACUACAAUGUGCAAGCAGUGCAUGUUUGUGUAAUGAUUUGUAUUAUCCCUAUGGUCAAACUUGUUAUCCAAGAAAUCAUUUAGAGGCAAAUAUUGUAAACUCUAUCAUCAAUGCGUCAUCGAUUUAUUUUGAAUGGAAAAAUUCGUCGCACUCUGAUUUGAUACAGGAGUACACCGUAAGCAUAAUCGACGGCAACGGAACAACCAUAACGAAUACAUCAGUAGGCAAACAGACACGCUUCAACUUCCAAUAUGAAUUCAUCCAUGGAAACAUAUAUUAUUGUAUAUUUUCAACUAAUGUGAAAAUCGGACACACAGGGGAGUUGUUUACUGUCAUCAAGGAAAAACAAAUGGUCUUAGCUCCCUUACCCCCCGGUCAAAUAGACAAACACAACAGCAGCUUUCAUCCAGAAAAGUUACAUCUGAAAUGGACUGUGCCAAUUAACAACACAAAGGUUGAUUCCUACUCUGUUAUUAUUCAUUAUGAAUACGGAGAACAACACUCUUCCUCCUGGUCAAAUGAAGUUACUCUCCCCAAUAGAUUCCAACCUGACAAAAACUACACAGUCACACUAUAUGCAAUCAGUUACGGAAGUUACAGUCCAAACUACACGGAGGUGAUUCAUACUCUGCGUACUCCUGUUUUGACGAUUACUCCUUCCGGUUGGCAUGCCACACCCUAUCUGUCAAACUUGGAGAUCAAUUGUAUAAUAAGGAACAGUUCUGGUUUUCCUCCGAUAUUGGAAACAAAAUGGCAAAGAAACAAACUUGACUUCAACAUAUCAGAUGUGAUGUACAAUGGCAGUUCUCUGGAUCUGAUUAACCCCAAACUUGUCAUCAACCGGGUAGACUUUGAUAGAGAUGAUCGUGUUUAUUAUCGAUGUAUGGCAAGAAAUUCGGAAGGCUGGGGUUCAAGUCCCUACGACAUAGAACUUUAUGUUACUGGAAGUAUUAAAUUUCAACAACCGUGUAAUAACAGUAAGGAAUGUCUGCAUUAUUCAAGUGUAAUAUGCAUCAACAAUGAAUGCUUAUGCACAGCCAGUUAUUACCACAAAGAUAAGAUUUGCAAGUACAGAUACUAUUUACGGGCACAGAGCAUCAACAUCAGAAGCUCUUUUUGUAAUAUUUCAAUGACUUGGAAACAUCCUCAGGACGCAGAUCUAAUAACCGGAUACGAAGUUUUCAUAGAAGAAAAAACCGGGUACAGCUGGAAGAAGUUUGACAGAAUUGAUGUUGGAAACAACACGAAAUUUACAUCUCCGUGCACUCUACAAUCUGGACGGUUAUACCGAACCUACAUCCGAUCUCAAAUUGCAUUAAGAAACCCAUCAAAAAACAUAUCUGUAGACUCUUACCAAUACCAAUAUCCCGGAACAUACGAGGAAACUAUACUAGAACCACGUAAACCAGGAGCAAUAUUAAAUAAUAUAAGUAUUUUUUCUGCUGAUGGACUUCACCUCGAAUGGGAGAAAACUGACGGUUUUGUCAACCGAUACAGAGUUAAAAUUGACGACAAUGAGCAAGAAACACUUGACAGUAAACCACAUAUAGACUGGAACAAACUUCUGCUCCCUGGCACUUUGUACAACGUCACAAUAACGGCGAUCAGCUACGGAUUUACUACAAAUUAUCAGACUUACGGGAAAAGAGAAAGCGCACCAGCUUCUUACUGGAUAAUGACUGUUGAUUCAAAAAAUACCGGGAAGGCGUUCAUGUCGUAUGGGGAUGGUGACUACGUUCUAACUGGCGAUUAUGUUACAACCCCUCCCCUUACAUCCCCCACCAGAGUCUAUGUAGGAAGUGAACCAGAUGCGGGAUUCAACUUUGUGGUUAUUGGAACUAAUGGUAUAAUUGGACUAGGCGAAACGUUUAACAGUGAGUCCAUAUUUGCCAUGGACUCUAAAGAUGUCAAACAAAGACAGAUUCUCUGUCCAUUUUGGACCGAUUUACAAUCAAAGAAUAAUGAGGGAAAAGUUUACUACAAAACAUACAACCGAGGGAAGAAAGGAACGAACGUAGAUUCAAAUUUUAUGGAUAUGGCCGAUGACAUAGUAAGGAAACAUUUCAAAGAUUUGCAAGAUUUUAAAGCUACCUGGCUUGUGAAAGUCACAUGGGAAAAUAUGACACUUUUUGGACAAGAUGACCAGAAAACUACGUUCCAGUGUUUCCUGAUCACAGAUGGCGGGAACACAUUCGCUGUUAUAAACUACAUUGAUAUUAAUCUAAAACCGAUUAGAAAUCUUCCAAUCUCAAUAGGAUAUAGAUAUAAGGAUGCCUUUGUGAAAAACUCAUUCACCAACCAAAAAGGAGCGUUUAAAAUGAGUUUCAUUCCUGGAAAUGGGGGAGAACGUGGUUUCUGGAUUUACAAAAUGACAACAGGAAGAAAUGCAAGAAGAGAGGAACACGAUUGUUUAGCGUGGCAUUUAUCAAACAAGAAAAAUAAGACCGACCAAACUUUGUCCCACGUUCUUGUUGAAAUCGAGUGUCCUUGUGAUUCACGUCUUCUCAGAUUUGAUCCACGUUACGCCCUCAACAGAUUUGACGAAACCAAUCGCCUAGCCUGUUAUGCUUCUUUAACUGAGGGCAACAAUGUCGAGUGCUGUUAUGACAUGUAUGCUGACGUUCAGCAUCUGGGACCUCUGCGGGUUUCGGCGCCUUUUGCAGGAACAGUUUUGCAGUAUAAUCCAUUUUUUCAAAGAUAUCACUACAACAACCAUGAUAAAAAACCGAAGGACGUUUGCUGCAGUUCGGGACAUUGUGAUUGGUAUUAUGACGUUCGUCCAAUUCCUAAUUGCUAUAUUUGGUCACCUUUCAAACCAGCGAUUAAUUUCGGAGAUCCCCAUAUAACGACAUUUGACGGUUUGGACUACACCUUUAAUGGAUAUGGAGAAUAUACUAUGAUUAAGAUAAACACACGCACUGCAUCAUUUAUCUUACAAGCAAGAACGGAGUUGGCGACAACAGAAAACGGAACAACUAUAAAUGCAACCAUUUUCAGUGCGUUUGCAGCAAAAGACCAAACAGGAUCAACAGUACAAAUUGAAAUGUCACGUGACAAAAAAGGAAUGGUGAUCAUUGGCAAUGGAAUCGACAUUACAAAUAGGUUAAAAAACGCUAGUUACAAAUUCCUGGAAAGAAACCUAACAAUAUCCUCCCAAAAUCGCACAAUUGUAGCAACAUUUCUAAAAUCAUCAAACACCAUUAAAAUUAGCCUUGGAAAACGCUUUUUGAUCUGUGAAACUCUGAUCAACGUGAAAUACAAAGGAAUGACAACAGGUUUGAUGGGGAACUUUGAUGGCAACAAAACUAAUGACUUUAUAUUACCGAAUGGGACCAUGCUACCACAAAAUGCAACGAACAGCGAAAGGAAAAUAUUUUACAACUUUGGAAGACUUUGGUCUGUUGGCAAAGAAUCUUUAUUUCAAUAUGGUGACGAAUUAUCCUACUUAAACUACUCACACCCCGAGUUUGUUCCAAUGUUUACGGAUGAAGUGGAUACAGGACGAUUGGAAGAGGCUAAAAUGAAAUGCGGAUCGAACGCUUCGAAGGCCUGCAUAGCUGACUACCUCGCCACUGGAGACAUUGCGUUGGCAAAAGUUUCAGGGAAUAAGGAACAUGAUUCUAAGUCUGAUAUUGCAACAAUAGAAAAUGAAAUACCACAGAUUAUAUCGGGAAACACAACACUAUAUGUUGAACUGAACAAAAAAGUGGAAUUUAAAUUUAAUGUAUCAGAUGAUGGCGAGAAAAAUCCAACAAUAAAGUUUUUAAAGAGACCAGACAAUUUUGAACUUGACAAUGAAACAAACACCGUCGUUUGGACCCCAAAGAAUUUCAGUAAUCCUGACAUAAGCAUCGUGGCCACCGACAGUCAAGGAGCACAGUCUGCCGCUUUAGAGUAUAACAUAUUAAUGUGCAGUGGAUGUGGUCACAAUGGAGAGUGCGACUAUGAAAACACGUUGGAAAUAAGUAACCAUGCUAAAAGGGUUGUGUGUAAAUGUCAAACAGGAUACACAGGGGAAAGGUGUGAUAUUAACACAGAUGGCUGCUCACAAAACCCUUGUCCACUUAAUAGAAACUGUACGGACCUCUCACCCGAGGAAGAGGUCAAGUUUGGUCGAGGAUAUAACUGCUCGAGUUGUCCCCCUGGGUUCAACGAAGUCGGAAAUAAAUGUAUAGAUAUUAACGAGUGUACAUCAGAUGCCAAUACUUGUGACAAGGAUACAUCAAAGUGUGAAAACAGUAAUGGUGGCUAUAUUUGCAACUGUUUAAGCGGGUAUAGGAAACUGAAAGAACAAUGCAGUGAUAUAGAUGAAUGCCUUGAGAAACGGUCUGGCUGUGAACAACUCUGUCAAAACACCCCCGGAUCUUUCUCAUGUUCUUGCUUUCCUGGAUUUGGUUUAAAUAAUGAUAAUACCACUUGCAGCCAAAAGGAUAAUAAUAUCUGUAAACACUUAAAUAAACAAUGCCAAUACGCAUGCAGUAAAAUAGAGGGAAAUGCACAGUGUAUUUGUCCAACUGGUUAUACAUUAACCAACAAUGGAAUAAACUGCGCAGAUAUUGAUGAAUGCAGUCUGGCUACGACUCCAUGUGACCAGGAAUGUAUCAACCUUAACGGAUCAUUCCAAUGUACUUGUCGUCCUGGAUACUCUCUUGAGGAGGACAAAACAACGUGCUCGAGAUGUGAAUUGCCGAAUUACGGAGUAAACUGUAGCCAGGUGUGUGAAUGUGGCCCAGGUGUAGACAGGUGUGAUUCCGUCAGUGGGUGUGUUUGUCUGUCAGGGUGGACUGGGAAGAGCUGUGACGCAGAUAUUGACGAAUGUCAGGAAAAUCCAAACAUAUGUGGUACAAAAAUGGUUUGUGUAAACAAGGAGGGCUCCUAUCAAUGUGAUUGUGGGAAGGGAUUGCAACGAGUGGAGAAUAGCUGUGAAGACAUCGAUGAGUGCGCAGAUGAAUCCCUGAAUUACUGUUCCCCUGAAACCACACAUUGCGUGAAUUCGUUCGGUAAUUACAGUUGUGGGUGCAGACCAGGAUUCCAAGGACAGGGGUCGGACUGUAAUGAUAUAGACGAAUGCAAGCUUGGUACUCAUACAUGUUCCCAAGCAUGCUUAAACACACAUGGCAGUUACAAUUGCCUCUGUUUUUUUGGAUUUGACCUGGGCAACGAUCGUCAUACUUGUGAAAAAACCAAAGACUCCUGCUCUUUAUAUCCAAACCUGAACUGUACGUAUGGGUGUAGGAAGAUCAACGAGAAAAAGGGAAUAUGUUUCUGUGAGAGUGGCUACCAAGUUCAAAGCGACGGGUCUUGUGAAGACAUAAAUGAGUGCCUUAUUUCAUCAACUUGUGACCACAACUGUACCAACGAGAAUGGGUCGUUUACUUGUUCAUGCGCUGUUGGAUACCGACUAGGAAACGACGGCAAGAGUUGUAGAGUAUGUAAGCCGGGAUUUUACGGAAAAAACUGUGAGAGACCAUGUAGAUGUGGGCGAGGAUCAAAGGAGUGUAACAACAUCAAUGGGUGUGUCUGUUACCCCGGCUGGAGGGGGGAGACGUGUGAGGAAGACAUCAACGAGUGUGGCAGCAGUCCGUGUACAGGGGAACACGAGGUUUGCUUCAACACACCAGGGUCCUUCCGGUGUAAUUGUGUUCCAGGGUUCAAAAACAGUUCCGGAACAUGUGACGAUAUUGAUGAGUGUCAAGAACCACACAUAUGCCACCAGCUAUGUAGUAAUACAAACGGCAGUUACUUGUGUGGGUGUAAGGCUGGGUAUGAACUGAUUAAUUCCAAGGACUGUGUUGAUAUUGAUGAAUGCGCUAAAGCUCGGUGCAGUAAAUGUUCCAACUGGCCUGGAAGCUUCAAGUGUUCCUGUAGUGACGGUUACCGGCUGAACGCAACGACACUGAGAGAUUGCGAGAAUGUCGACGAAUGUCACGAAAACACUCACAACUGUUCCCUGAACGCAACCUGUACUGAUACACACGGGAGCUUCAAGUGUAGCUGUCAUAUAGGGACGCACGGAGACGGCUUUAACUGUACAGCAUGCCCUCCGUUUACCUAUGGCGAGCAAUGUUUAGAUCACUGCAAAUGUAAAAAGAACAACAGUGACAGAUGUGAUGCUGUUACCGGAAGUUGUCAAUGUAAGACAGGAUGGACCGGUGAUACCUGUUCACAGGACGUGGACGAGUGUAAGGAGGGAAUCAGAACGUGUAAUACAAGUCUACAUCAGGUCUGUGUCAACGACCCGGGCUCAUCUCACUGCCAAUGUCAUUAUGGUGGGAAGGAUCUUGCAAACUGUAACAUAUGUAACCCGGGGUUCUACGGAGAAAACUGUGAGACACAGUGUAGAUGUGGGCGAGGAUCCAAGGAGUGUGACAACAUAAAGGGGUGUGUCUGUAACCCUGGGUGGAGGGGAGAGACGUGUGAGGAAGACAUCAACGAGUGUAACAGCAGUCCGUGUACAGGGGAACACGAGGUCUGCCUCAACACACCAGGGUCCUUCCGGUGUAAUUGUGUUCCAGGGUUCAAAAACAGUUCCGGAACGUGUGAAGAUCUUGACGAAUGUCACGAAAACACCCACAACUGUUCCCUGAACGCCACAUGUACUGAUACAGACGGGAGCUUCAGGUGUAGCUGUCAUAUAGGAACGCACGGAGACGGCUACAACUGUACAGUAUGUCCUCCGUUUACCUAUGGCAAGCAAUGUUUUGAAGAAUGUAAAUGUGAAAAGAACAACAGUGACACAUGUGAUGCUGUUACCGGGAGUUGUCAAUGUAAGACAGGAUGGACCGGUGAUACCUGUUCACAGGACGUGGAUGAGUGUGGUGAGGGAAUCAGAACAUGUAACACAAGUCUACAUCAGGUCUGUGUCAACGACCCGGGAUCAUCUCACUGCCAAUGUCUUUAUGGUGGGAAGGAUCUUGCAAACUGUAACACAUGUUACCCGGGGUUUUAUGGAGAAAACUGUAAGACACAGUGUAGAUGUGGACGAGGAUCCAAGGAGUGUGACAACAUCAAGGGGUGUGUCUGUAGUCCCGGCUGGAGGGGAGAGACGUGUGAGGAAGACAUCAACGAGUGUGACAGCAGUCCGUGUGAAGAGGAACACGAGAUCUGCCUCAACACACCAGGGUCCUUCCGGUGUGAUUGUGUCUCAGGGUUCAAAAACAGUUCUGGAACGUGUGAAGUCUGUUCUCCGUUCACUUAUGGCACAGAAUGUUCAGAGGACUGUAAAUGUGAAAAAACAAAGAGUGAGAAAUGUGAUGCUGUUACCGGGAGUUGUCACUGUAAGACAGGAUGGACCGGUGAUACCUGUUCACAGGACGUUGAUGAGUGCGAGGAUGGAAUCAGAACGUGUAACACAAGUCUACAUCAGGUCUGUGUCAACGACCCGGGAUCAUCUCACUGUGAAUGUCUUUACGGCGGAAACAAUCUCACACGCUGUAUUCGUCCCAAGCCAACGAUUCAUAUCAAUACAUCACAGGUCAAAGUAAAAGCGGAAGUAAGAUUUGACAUAAAGGCUAGUAGAGAGGACUUCGUGAAACAUAGUGAGGAAUGGCGAAAACAGAUCGAAGAGACGCUGAUGAAAUUCCAUCGGGACACUGUUCCAGGAUUUUCAACUCUCAUCGUAUUGUCAAUAAGGUUAGGAAGUCUCUGGGCGGACUAUGAAAUCAUUGGAACCAAAACACAAUUGAACAAAAAUAAGUUCGAAGCUGGCGUGGCAAGCAGUAUGUCGAAAAUUCUUAAAGGUGAACACACGUUUAAUAUAUUGAAGCAAGAAGCUCGUGUCAUCGGAGUUACCAUGAAGGAUAAUAAUGGAUCAACAACAAUGACUUUUACAACCCCUACGUCGCCUUGCUAUUUGCUGAAAGCGUUUUACGAAUGUCCUUCUGGGUACCAUUGUGACGACUCCUUAAAUAAAGCAGAGUGUGUAUUAAAUGACUUCUCAGAUCUCGCUAUCAUCACAAUCUCGGUUGGAGUAGGCGUUCCCGUUCUGAUAGCGGCAAUUGUGAUUAUCAUACUGUGGAAGCGGUACCAGAGGAAGGCUCGGAAACUGAAAGAAAAAUCUGGCCACGACGAAACUAUCCCUGUGACGCUUGCAGGGAAGAUUCCACGACCCAAACACUCGCCUUCAAGUGAAUAUGACUUCAUAGACUCGCGGUCUUUGUAUGAUGGCAGGUACACUGACUUGGGGUGUAUUAAUCCUAACUAUUCCGAGGACUCUCACAGAGAAAGGAGAUACCAGGUUGAUGACCAGUUCCCUAUCAAAAGACCAAAUGUCGGCCCCGACAUGACCCGUGAAUACUGAGAAGACUGGAAAUGAAAUAACCAUGAACUUAUACAUUGUGCUAGGCUAGGCGUGUUUAUAAUUACUAGAGUUUGAUUAUAAAUUGCUUUUUAUGUGUGUAGCGCAAAAUAUUAUUAAUAAAGUGAUUAUCUUCUACCCAGCCAAUGAAAUUAUGUACAAAACCCGUUUAUGUAGAGGUGAAGAAUAUUUUAUAAAAUAACAAAAAUUGUUUUAAUUAGAGUAAAAAUAUAAAAUGUACAAAAAGGAUGUUGUAUCUGAAUGGUAAGCAUAAGAUACUUUUGUUAAUGACCACUAGCAGAUGAUUUCAUACUAUUAUUUUAGUGUUUUUAUAUAAAUGAGAAUAUUAUAAAUGAAAUUGAUGCAAUGUCCUCUCAAAAUUGCUUGUUAUUACAAUGUAUAUUGACUUUUGAUUCAAAUAAAAUCCUAACGUAAGUAA
Messenger RNA from Magallana angulata, 9380 nucleotides. RefSeq lists its product as uncharacterized. The transcript has 52 exons. Lineage: Eukaryota; Metazoa; Mollusca; Bivalvia; Ostreida; Ostreidae. The record is from RefSeq and is a predicted model, not a curated record. Bases 131 to 8944 code for a protein of 2937 amino acids. Gene Ontology annotation, biological process: cell-matrix adhesion. Gene Ontology annotation, molecular function: calcium ion binding; protein binding.